Lachnellula hyalina is the source of this 2457-nucleotide messenger RNA. Its product is annotated as putative transcriptional regulatory protein. The record is from RefSeq and is a predicted model, not a curated record. Gene Ontology annotation, cellular component: nucleus. Lineage: Eukaryota; Fungi; Ascomycota; Leotiomycetes; Helotiales; Lachnaceae. Gene Ontology annotation, molecular function: DNA-binding transcription factor activity, RNA polymerase II-specific; zinc ion binding; DNA binding. Bases 1 to 2457 code for a protein of 818 amino acids. Gene Ontology annotation, biological process: regulation of DNA-templated transcription; DNA-templated transcription. The transcript has 6 exons.
AUGACGAGCAGGCCGCAGGUUGGCAUUGAACGGUUACCAGUGCGGCGCAUGAGCAAUGAACCUCGGGAGUCAAUGAAUUGCAAGUCGUGUCGCAAACGGAAGAUAAAAUGUAACCGGCUACGGCCCACCUGCGAAGCGUGCCAGGUCUUCCAAUGUCCCUGUGUAUAUGGUCGGCUUUAUGAUUCUAGCUUCGGUUUCGGCACUAACAUAGCAACAGAUGCGGUCCCAAAGAAACGAGGACCAAAAACAGAUGUACUGGAAGCGUUGUUGAAAAGGGUUGAUGGUUUAGAAAAAAGGUUGAAGGAUGAAAAGUUAUCGAACUCGCCGCAUAAUGAGAAUGGUUCAGGGCCAAACAAAGAUAUUUCCCUUGCGGACUCGAAGCCCGAACGCCCCCAGCUCGACACAACCAAUGUGGCCGACGAGAUUGCUGUAUAUUCGCCAGCUCCCAGCAGUGCAACAUCUCCUGUCGUGCAAACAGAUUCACUCCUCAAUACAUACUUUGCGCGAUGUCACGGCAAAUCAUACUAUAUCCUAGACGAAACGAACACGCGGCAACGAGUACAACAUAACCAAAUUCCCUCAUAUCUUCUUUCCGCCAUAUAUGCUGUUAGUGCGAGGUAUACGCCACACCCAAAUGGCUACCAUGCGGCGGUCAGACUCAGCGAAGACUAUGCCACACGGGCUCGAAGCGAGCUCGACAUCGACGACCCUUCCAUUGACUGUUUGCAAACGCUCUUACUACUAACAAUGGCCUUCACUGCAGCAGGAAAGGGGAAAAAAGCAUACAUGAUGUUAGCAAGCGGUAUUGGUAUGGCGCUGGCGCUCGAAUUGCAUCGAGAGUUGGAUAACAAAAGCCCUUUGACUCCUGUCGAGAAAGAAAUGAGACGACGUUUGUUUUGGACAUGUUACCUUAUGGAUCGCUUCACCGCAUGCGGAUCCAAACGGCCUUCAUUGAUCGCCGAUAGAUCAAUUGUCCUGAAACUUCCUUCGUGGUCACCGAGUCCUUCCUCUCUUGCGGUUGAAGGAGAAUUCUUUCAAAUCGGUUCUAAUCUACAAUAUCAUGGUGCAUCCGGGAAGAAAUGUCAAGGAAGUAGUGGCAUGGUAAUAGACAUUGUUCGCAUUCUCGGAAUCACGAAUCGGUAUCUUGCGGCAGGUGGGGUGAAAGGGGACAGCCAUUUCCCUUGGCAUUCAUUGUCAAAUCUCUCGAAAAUCCGCCAAGAUCUUGACGUCUGGGCAUCUGGGACCCAAGAUGUCUUCUCGUCCGUCGAUACUCUCUUUGGCCAACCUGAUAGCACAACGCUUGUGCUCAGCAAACUCGUAUACCACCUCAUUCAUUGCUUGAUCUACCGACCUUUCCUUCCGAUCGACCUCGCUGAACUAGCUGGCACUGGCCAACAUCAAUCAUGGCAGAUUGAAGCUACCAAUCUCUGCUUUCUGCACGCAAACGCCAUUGCAGAAUUGGUAGAGUUAGGGAAACAAUCGCCAUCGAUGGAAUGGCCCGCUUUCGUUGGCUAUUGUAUUUGUACUGCAGGAACAGUUCACGUUCACGGAACGCAUUAUAGAGGAAGUCGCGAUGGCGAAGUCUUCUCUGCAUCUGCAGAAUUUCUAUCAAGAGAGAUGCAGCAAUUAUCAGAAUUGCGGUAUGCAUGGUCUUCUGUACAGCACCAACGCGAAACUUUACAGACAAUAUACGGUUGUCACUCGGAACUCGUCAAGUCUUUGGCGAGUAAUCCGAUGCGGUAUAGCCCUGUCUUCCAUUUGGAGGACUUCUUUGAUCGGUAUAACGAUCUUGGACAAUUUGUCGACGGGGCUCAUAUCUCCUUUGCCGACAUACUUGUCGAUCCAACGCAGGAACCCUACACAGGACAUGAUCUCUAUGCACCCCGCCCUGGCAGACCAUCUGAAACUCCCGGACCCGCGACUAAUGGGAAGCGCAAGGCCUCUUCUGCCUCACGCAGGAAACAUAUCGACCUUAAAAUCGCACACCGGAAUUCUCAUCCUGAAAAUUCCUUGAUUUCACCCGAUAGCACGAUACGCGAAGGCGAUCGAAAAAGGACAUUAGAUGGGAAUUUAGCAAUGCAGCAGCCGCACACUGCGUUGGACCCGCCACCUUUAACACCAUUUUCUCACACUACCAGUAUACCGAAUCUUUCACAAACACCAUUCUCACCCCCCUACACAUUUAACUCGUUGAACCCGCCUGAAAACUACGAUCCGAUGUUUGGCAUGCCUCAGAUGGGCUUUGGAUAUGGCAAUGGGAUGGGUACAGCUGCCCCAGCGAUCGGAGAGGGAAUGACUCCUGGCGGAAGGAGUAAUGGGGAGCAUAGCAGUAACAAUGGCGCCAGCGGCGAUGAAAAAGACCCUUUUCUCAGUCUUCUCGAGCAAUUAGCAGAGAAUGAACAUAGCCGUGGCGGGCCGAGUGAGCUGGAUUUCUUUCUCAGCGGCGGGAAUAGUUGA